GCUCGGGUUGAUAUUAAAUGUUCAUUUGUUGUGCUCCUAUAACUCCAGGUUCCAUUGUCCUGGUUUUGUUGUUCGUUGUGUGCUUCUACAUAUGCCGCUACUUCAAGAACAAAGGAGAUGAUCAAGUCAGACUUGAAAAGUUUUUGAAGGACUACGAGGCACUUAAACCUACUAGAUUCUCUUACGCUGAUAUCAAAAGAAUCACAAAGAGUUUCAAGCACAAAUUAGGUGAAGGUGCCCAUGGAACAGUUUUCAGAGGUAAGCUUUCUUCUGAAAUUCAAGUGGCUGUCAAAGUACUCAAUAAUUCGGACAGCGAUGGACAAGACUUCAUUAAUGAAAUUGGCACAAUCGGCAAAAUUCAUCACAUCAAUGUUGUUCGUUUGCUGGGCUUUUGCGCUGAUGGUUUUCACCGUGCUCUUGUUUAUGACUUUUUUCCAAAUGGUUCCCUCCAAAAUUUCAUAUCUUCACCAGAUAACAGAGAAAAUUUCCUGGGAUGGUCCAAGCUGCAACAAAUUGCUCUUGGCAUAGGAAAGGGGAUUGAAUAUCUUCACCAAGGCUGUGAUUACAGAAUUCUUCAUUUCGAUAUCAAUCCUCAGAAUGUGUUAUUAGAUGAAAAUUUCACCCCCAAAAUUUCUGAUUUUGGUCUAGCUAAAUUGUGCUCUAAAAAUCAAAGUACAGUGUCAAUGACAGCAGCAAGAGGAACCCUAGGAUAUAUUGCACCUGAAGUUUUCUCUCAAAUUUUGGAAAUGUAUCAUACAAAUCAGAUGUUUAUAUUAUGGGAUGCUGCUCCUGGAAAUGGUUGGUGGAAGGAAAAAAUGUUGAUAUGA
Messenger RNA from Neltuma alba, 827 nucleotides. RefSeq names its product rust resistance kinase Lr10-like. Gene Ontology annotation, biological process: protein phosphorylation. The coding region runs from base 18 to 827 and encodes 269 amino acids. Lineage: Eukaryota; Viridiplantae; Streptophyta; Magnoliopsida; Fabales; Fabaceae. Gene Ontology annotation, molecular function: protein kinase activity; ATP binding. The transcript has a single exon. The record is from RefSeq and is a predicted model, not a curated record.